Messenger RNA from Aspergillus alliaceus, 3892 nucleotides. Its product is annotated as ssDNA endodeoxyribonuclease RAD2. Gene Ontology annotation, cellular component: nucleus. The transcript has a single exon. The coding region runs from base 251 to 3607 and encodes 1118 amino acids. NCBI's taxonomy places the organism in Eukaryota, Fungi, Ascomycota, Eurotiomycetes, Eurotiales, Aspergillaceae. Gene Ontology annotation, biological process: nucleotide-excision repair. The record is from RefSeq and is a predicted model, not a curated record. Gene Ontology annotation, molecular function: single-stranded DNA binding; DNA endonuclease activity.
GGCAUUUUCCAUAACAGGCAUAAUUGGCGCACGUGACAUCGCGGUGCUCUUGUUGAAUAAGUGGCGACACGAGCUCGAGGAAGGUGCCUACCAAGUCCCAACUCUCGCAGCGUCGAGAGGUCCAACCGGUUGGGCUCACUAUAUAUUUUCAACUCUGAAAUCGCGUGCGCCGCUCACGUCCCGGUCCACGCGUUUGCUAUCAUCUAAGUAUUAUGAUGCAACUUAGUUUUGCUAUUCCUACUAGGUCAGCAUGGGUGUCCAUGGGCUUUGGACCGUCUUGCAACCUUGUGCGCGGCCUAUAAAAUUAGAGACAUUGAAUAGGAAACGCUUGGCUGUUGAUGCCUCGAUCUGGAUAUAUCAAUUUUUGAAGGCUGUACGUGAUCAAGAAGGGAACGCUCUUCGUAAUUCCCAUAUCGUGGGCUUCUUCCGUCGGAUCUGCAAGCUGCUUUAUUUUGGAAUCAAGCCAGUCUUUGUGUUUGAUGGUGGUGCACCAAUUCUGAAAAGACAGACAAUAGCUGGUAGGAAGAAGAGGCGGGAGGGUCGCAGAGAGGACGCCGUGCGAACUGCUGGAAAGUUGCUUGCAGUACAGUUACAAAGAACUGCAGAAGAAGAGGCAGCCAGACGCAAGAAUGAAGCACGUCGGGAGGACGAGGAUGUCCCAGACAAUCCGGUAUAUGUCGAAGACGCCGGCAUGACGGAGAAAGAGAAGCGGCAAGCCCGUUCCUUCAGAAAGAAGGAUGCCUACCAUCUUCCAGAUUUACAUGUCUCGCUGGAAGAGAUGGGAGCUCCGAAUGAUCCGCGGAUUAUGUCUCGCGAGGAACUUGAGGAAUAUGCGAGGCAGUUUUACAGAGGUGAAGAUAUUAACCUAUACGACUUUUCCAAGAUUGAUUUCGACAGUCCUUUUUUUAUUAGCCUUCCUGCUACGGAUCGAUAUAAUAUCUUGAAUGCAGCGCGACUACGGAGCCGACUGCGCAUGGGCUAUUCUAAGGAGCAGCUUGAUAACAUGUUUCCAGACCGCAUGGCCUUCUCGAAAUUUCAAAUCGAGAGGGUAAAGGAAAGGAAUGACCUUACUCAGCGUCUGAUGAAUAUAAACGGCAUGAAUGGUGAAGAUGCUUUUUAUAAUUCAGGCCAGCGGAUUGCUGGGGAACGUGGUAAGGAGUACGUGUUGGUCAAAGACAAUGCUGUGGAAGGAGGCUGGGUGUUGGGUGUCGUGGGUAGUAAGGACGAAGGCCAGGAGCAUAAACCCAUUGAUGUUGACCAAUAUGGCAUGCAAGAAAUCCUUCCAGGAAUGGACGAAGAAUCCGAUGACGAUGGAGGGUUUGAGGAUGUGCCCAUCGAAGGACUCAACAGACUCCCCAAACUUGAGUUCCUGCGAGAAGGCGUCUUCGAUACCUCAAUCAAACAGCAAAAGCAGGCUCUCUUGCCACAGAGCCUUGGAGAUGAUUCUCUAUUCGUACAAGAUGAUGAGCACGAAAGGCGACGCCGUACUAUUAAUGAUGUAUUUGAGGGUGAUGGAGAGAAUGAGGAUGAAGAUCUUCAGAAGGCGAUAGAAAUGUCGCUAAGAGCCACAUCUCCUCUAGAUCAGUACGACAACGACAUGCCAGAGAUUCAGAUCAACCGCAGCAAUGCUCCCCUAGCAAUCACUAAAGAAUCACCACCAAGUAUUAGUCCUGAUAGUGAUGAUGAUGGCCUAGACUUUGCAGCUGUUUUAGCACAGUCGAAGAGGACAAAGAAAGAGUCAUCGAACACCGCCUUGCAAAACCCAAUCUCUGAUCAUCCUUUCGACGGACCACUGCCUUUUGAAUCUAUCAAGCUGGAUAAAGCUUUCAAGACGAAGAAACCCCCACAAGAAGAGCUCGAUCAGCAAGCCGGUGGCUUUGAGAAAAGACCAGCAAAUAAGGAAAACGCCAAAUGCCCAUUGCCACCUUGGUUUGCUGGAGGGAACUCAAAUGCUGAAUUUAUGACAGAGAGUGCUGAUCAGUCAUUGGAGAAUUAUCAGGAUAGUGCCAUGAUUCCAGAUCACGUGUUCCUUCAAAACCAUCAGUCCCCCAAGAUCAUUGAUGUUGAUAAGCUUCCGGGGCCGAAUGAGGUGAUUGACUUGGAAGCAGAUUCUGAGGAGCGCAAACACCAUCGGGCUCCAGAGAUCUCAGAUCAGACGGAGGUUCCAACAAAAGACGUCCCUGUUGCGGCCCGUGAGAUUUCUUCGGCAGUUACUGAAUCUGCCGACAUCCCUGUAAAAGAUUCUACUGCAGACGAGACAGUCCAUGAGCGACAUCCUCCUGGUACAGCGCCCAACAAUGAUAAUCAGGCGAAUUUGCUACGUACUCAGCCAUCGCCAUCUCCCGAGUUCGAAGAUGGUCAACUACAUCCACAAGAGUCGGCAACCUGUGCUAUUGUUCCUGAGAUGAGACCACAGAGUCAUCAGGUUGACGAGCCUGUAAAUCUCAUUGAGGAAGAAGAUGGCUUUUCGGACCCCGAAGAUGAGGAAUUAAUGCGACAGCUUGCAGCCGAAGGUGAAGAGCACGUUCGGUUUGCAGCUACUUUGAACUCUACGCCGCACGUCGGGAAUGCAUUUGAUUACGAGCAGGAACUCAGACAGUUGCGAUCCCAACAGAAGAAGGAUCGCAGAGAUGCGGAUGAGGUGUCACAAAUUAUGAUCUCUGAGUGUCAGCAGCUCCUGACGCUAUUUGGCUUACCGUACAUUACCGCGCCAAUGGAGGCGGAGGCUCAAUGUGCGGAGCUGGUGGCAUUGGGCCUUGUUGAUGGCAUCAUUACUGACGAUAGCGAUAUCUUUUUAUUUGGGGGCACACGUGUCUAUAAGAACAUGUUCAACCAAGGAAAGUUCGUCGAAUGCUACCUUACUUCCGACUUGGAGAAAGAGUACUCUCUCCAUCGAAGGAAACUCAUCAGUUUUGCCCAUUUACUUGGCAGCGAUUAUACCGAAGGUAUACCUGGCAUUGGACCUGUGACCGCUUUGGAAAUUCUCACGGAAUUUUCUAACCUGGAAGAGUUCCGUGAUUGGUGGUCCCAAGUUCAAAUGAGGACGAAUAUGCCUGACGGGGAACAUGCUGCUUUUUACAAGAAGUUCAACAAACAGGCGUCGAAAAUCUUCCUAUCUCCCUCCUUUCCGGAUGGCCGAGUCGAUGUGGCAUACCUGGAGCCGGAGGUUGAUUCAGACCCAUCCCCCUUCCAAUGGGGUGUGCCUGAUUUACAUGGGCUACGCAAUUUCCUGAUGGCAACGAUCGGAUGGAGUCAGGAACGGACGGAUGAGGUUUUAGUACCGGUUAUCCGCGACAUGAAUCGCAGGGAACAGGAAGGCACGCAGUCUAAUAUCACGGCUUUCUUCCAGGGACCUCAAGGGGCCGGAGCUUUUGCACCGCGUGUCCGCAGCGGAGGCCAGAGCCGAAUGGAAAAAGCAUUUCACCGACUUCGGCAGGAAGCUGGAAGCGAGGCCGUUCACACUCAGUCUCCGCAAAGCAGAGAGGGCGAGACCAGUCCAGUGGAGCCGUCGACUACUACUACUACUAGCCAGAGAGGCAAAGGUACGAAACGACAGAAUAAGGAUGGUGAUGAUGUCACGGGGAAGAAACGCAGAACCCGACGAUAAUUGAUUAGUUGAUCUGAUUUGUAUAUUUGCGGUUCCAGGAUAAGAUUUUUCUUGUUAUGUAAUAGAUGCUUUGGAUUCUAGUGAACCCCACCGUUAGUCGUCACUAUGCGGAGAUGGUCGAUCAUCUGCUCUCAAUCUGGAUUCUAAAUUAACCUUAUAUACCUUAUAUAUAGUCGUAGCAUAUCAUAAUCAUCAAUCAUGCCAGGAUGCAGGUACCGAUCGCCGCAAGAUAUUAUAUUGAAUGUUGAUCACCGAUUUAGCAUGUUUAUGAUUUAAUAGAAAAUA